Molecule: messenger RNA, 1666 nt
Organism: Linderina pennispora
Lineage: Eukaryota; Fungi; Kickxellomycota; Kickxellomycetes; Kickxellales; Kickxellaceae
Product: MFS general substrate transporter
Exons: 1
Coding region: 137-1624 (495 amino acids)
Biological process (GO): transmembrane transport
Cellular component (GO): fungal-type vacuole membrane
Molecular function (GO): transmembrane transporter activity
Source: RefSeq, a predicted model, not a curated record
AACGCAGUUCAUUUCCCUCCUCCUUCAUAAGGGCCACCACUCCCUGCUGCUUAAUUAAUUUCCCAUCCACAGCCCCUACUUUAUUAUUGCCACACAUACUGUAAUAUAUCUACGCCUGCCAUUAAUUUUAUCAGUCAUGCUGCCCGAAAGCAAUAGUUAUGCCACCAGUGACCCCCGUGGUCUCACACAGCCGCCCACAGCGGUGGCAUCGGUCCACUCCCAAGACCGCAGCUCCAACUACAGCCACUCGUCCUCUAAAACUCCACACAGCAGCGAUGUGGAAAAAGGAUUCGUUGACGAGUGUUUAUCCGUCGACAAGCAGUCUAUAAAUGAUAGCCCCGGAGUAGAGCACAGUCGGUCUACGCCUGACGAGAAGUCAGAUGCACCCGCCGGCGAUCCUGUCAUCGAAUAUGCGCCUGCAGAUACUGGAUACGCCUGGGUUAUUGUCGUGUGCGCUGGGUUCUGCCUCAUGUGCACCGUUGGUGUGGUCAACGCAUUUGGAGUCUUUUCCACCCACUACCUCAACUUCAUUUUCCCGACAGAAUCUGCAUCAAACAUCGCUUGGAUCGGUACUAUGUUGUCACUGUUCAUGCUGGGUGGCUCUGUAACUACCGGCCCACUCACAGACCGAUUUGGUUUCCGGACUGUCGCCUUAGCCGGCGCAGUAAUCUGCUUCUUGGCCCUUCUCCUUGCCUCCUUUGCCAAUGCUCUGUGGCAGCUUGUCUUGACUCAGGGCAUCCUGUUUGGCAUCGGCGCCGCCUGCAUCUUUUCGCCGUCAGUGUCGCUUGUUGCACAGUGGCACACCAAGAGCCGUCCCCUGGCAACUGGUCUUGCAGUUGCUGGUAGCGGUGCCGGCGGCAUGAUCUUCACCGAAGUCACACAAAGGCUGAUGACAGCCAUCGGCCACAAAUGGACCCUCCGCGUGCUUGCCUUGAUUAUCUUUGUUAUUGCUGGCUCUGCCAGCAUGUUCUACAAGCGCAGAGUUUCAGUGCCUCGUGGUGGAACCGAUUUCCGCAGCAUGGUCAAUGACCCUCGGCUCAUCAUUGUUGGGCUAUCUGGGUUCUUUGUCAACGUCAGCUACUUUAUUCCGUGGUACUACCUUCCAACGGCUGCGCUCAAAAUUGGAGAGACCAAGCAGGCAGCCAACAACCUGGUGCUGUUUAUGAAUGCUGGAAGCACGGUUGGCCGGGUUGUAGCGGCCUUUGUUGCUAUUGCCAUGGGGCCAAUCAACAGCAUUUCCGCUGCAUAUAUCAUCUGCGCCGUACUGGUGCUUAUAGUUAUGCUGGCGGUCAAGAGCAUGGUUGGCUACAUCGUGCUGUCAGUCAUCUAUGGCGGUCUAUCUGCCAGCUUCAUCUCGAUUAUGCCUCUUAUUCUGACAACCUUCUUUGGCGCCCAGGGUGUGACAACCGCAAUGGGCAUCAUGAACAUGUAUUGCUCGAUCGGUGUCUUGAUUGGAAAUCCGUCGCAGGGUGCAAUCUAUCAGAAAUUCGAUCGCCCACACGACUCGUUCACAGCCAUUGCCAUAUGGGGCUUUGUUGGGCUUGCCCUUGCAGGUAUAAGCUACAUCAUGCUCAAGGUACUCGUUAUUCGCGGCACUGAGAAGCGUAUCUGGUCCAAGAUGUAAACGUUUCUCAUAUAUUCUCUAUCCCAAUAACAACACUCAAAC